This is a messenger RNA of Microdochium trichocladiopsis, 1641 nucleotides long. RefSeq lists its product as uncharacterized. Lineage: Eukaryota; Fungi; Ascomycota; Sordariomycetes; Xylariales; Microdochiaceae. The transcript has 4 exons. Bases 1 to 1641 code for a protein of 546 amino acids. Gene Ontology annotation, cellular component: membrane. Gene Ontology annotation, biological process: transmembrane transport. The record is from RefSeq and is a predicted model, not a curated record. Gene Ontology annotation, molecular function: transmembrane transporter activity.
AUGGCCGGCGAGACGACGCCCCUCCUGGGCACGCGGGAGACCGAGCCCGAGCUCAAGAAGAAACAACCGCGACUUGGCUGGCUGAGCUUCGAGCCAACUUGGCCCGUCAUGAUCGCGGGCCUCCUCAUCUCCGCCUCCUUUGGCCUCACUCAGACCCCCAUCCUCUACGCCUUCCGCCAGAUGGUCUGCGAGGACUACUACAGCCACCACCCUCCUUACGCCGGCUCGGGCGACAGCUGCAAUGUCCCCGCCGUCAACAGCGGCAAGGAUGCCCAGUUCGCCAUCCUUGGCUCCUGCACCGUCUUCUUCGCCAUCUCCAACCUCGUCUUCACCGGCUGGCAGAUGCGCAAUCUCGGCCCCAAGAAGGCCCUGCUCGUCCAGAACUUCUUCCCCGUCAUCCGCGUCCUCACCCAGUCCGUCGCCAUCUCCAUUGGCGGCGCAACCGGCAUCACCCUCUUCCAGCUCGGCCAGGCCAUCACCAUCCUCGGCGGACCUGCCGGCUACAUUCUCGUCCUCAACACCAUCCUGUCAGAGCUCAUCGAGCAGGCCCAGCGCACCAGCAUGUUUGGCAAACUUCAGGGCUACAUCCUGGUUGGCAAUGCCAUGGGCUUCCUUGGCGGCGGUGUCGUCUCCGACCGCUUUGGCGUGGUCUCUCCUUUCCGCCUCGGCGCCAUUUGCCUUUCCGCCACAUUGGUCUUCUGCGCCACCUGUGUCCCUCCGGUCAGCCUCAAGAAGGACGAGCGCGCGCCGACCACAAACCGUAGAAAUGCCGUAGUGGCCUCCUUUGUGGACCCCCUCCUCGCCCUGGGACCCCAAAAGCUGCGCCUCAAGAACGGCACCAUCACGACUCACUACGGCGUCACCAUUCUUGCGGUCGGCAUUUUUGUAGGUGUGCUCGCCACCGGCUACGUUGCCCAGCUCUUGCAGCAGUACUCGAUGGACGUCUUCGAUUUUGAUGCCAGCAAGAACAGUGCUCUUAUGGCCCUGACCCUCGUUGUGCGCGGCCUGUUCCUCAUGUUCAUCUUUCCCAUCAUCAUUUCUAGUGGCCGCAAGUGGUUUGACAGUACAAGCCAGCAGCAGCCACAGGCAGCCGAGCAGGACGCCGAGACCGUCAUUCCGACACACCCUUUGGAUAUGGACCCGACGCCUCAGCUCGUGUCAACCGAGGAAGAGCCCGUGCAAGCACCGCCGGCCCCUCCGACUGCUCAAAGUGGGCACUUUGACCUCUUCUUCCUACGCUACAGCUAUCUUGUGGACGCCGUGAUCACCAUGUGCGCCGCCUUCAUCUCCGACGGCUGGCAGUUCUACCUGAUGGCCGUCUUGCUUCCUCUUGCGUCAGGAUCCUAUGCUGCCAGCAAGGGUGUGUUGACAGAGAUGAUCCCAGAAUCACAAAAGGCGGAUGCACUCGCAGGCAUGACCCUCGUCGAGUCACUUGCGUCAGUGUCCACAUUGGGUCUUUUCGGUGCCGUCUUCUCGUCUCUGGUCGAGAUCGGGAAAGCGCACCUGACUUUCUAUCUGAACGCGGCUAUUGCACUCCUGGCGAUUAUCAUCCUGCUCUUCUCAAGGUAUCCCGCGGAGGACAGCAAGUUGAUCGAGCAAGAGGAAGAGGAACAGCCCUCAGAAGAACCGGUUGCCGCUUGA